This is a messenger RNA of Annulohypoxylon maeteangense, 1991 nucleotides long. Its product is annotated as aromatic compound dioxygenase. Lineage: Eukaryota; Fungi; Ascomycota; Sordariomycetes; Xylariales; Hypoxylaceae. Gene Ontology annotation, molecular function: oxidoreductase activity, acting on single donors with incorporation of molecular oxygen, incorporation of two atoms of oxygen; ferric iron binding. The record is from RefSeq and is a predicted model, not a curated record. The coding region runs from base 636 to 1784 and encodes 382 amino acids. The transcript is spliced from 3 exons.
AAAGCGGCAAAGUCCUAGUUGUUUGCGUUCACCAAUCAACCAGGAAGGGAUAUCUGGCGCGAGUUGAUCGCGGAGGAAAGACUCAACCCCAUAUUCAAUAGAUGCGAUUUCGUAGAAGCUAUCUUAAGUCUCCAGACCGCGUACCUAACCUAUAGGCCUUUUGUCAGGCUACGUUGGCACUCCGAGACUCAUUUGACGUCGUUCUUGGUCAGGAUGAUCAGCCUUUAGUAUCGAUGGGUUUUCAACCGCCCCAUUUUCAUUGGCUACUGAUACCUGCCAGUCUUGUCCAUUAUGCCGAAGUGGGAUGGACCCCUGAUAUGACCCGCUAUCAGAUCCCUGGGUGAAUCUGUGUAGAUCCUGGGGGCUAACGGGAGGGGAGCCCCGGCCAUACCAAUUUAGGAGAGUAUCAUUAGGGAUAAGGGAAAAGAAUAUCGCGGCUUUCUUGAAUGAUAGACACCCUGGGCGAAGCCUUGGGCGAGCAGCUACAUAUUGACAAUGUAGAUCAAAUCAUAUAAACGGUUGAAUAUAUAAAGAUGUCGAUAUCUUCCCAAAUUGUGCACUCUCGACCUUCUCUCGGUCGUAGCCAGGGAUUUCACUCUUUCUACAUUACUUAGCGCUCUUUAUUUCGGUUCACGAUGGCUAUCCUUCGCAAGAUCGCCGCCUCCUUGGCGAUUUCCUCCUUGAUUGGAGCUACCGUUGCCCACCCGGGUGACAGCAAAGAAGUAGUCCGACAUGAAAAGGCUAUGCGCGGGCACGCUCAAGCUCACGCUCGACGUGCCAUCACCGGUUGCGCGGAGGAAACUACAGCUCUAAAGGCUCGCUCCGUCGCUCGCCGUGCUGCUGCUGCUCAAGCACUUCGUGAGAAGCGCGGUCUCACUGACAAGCGCAUGAGGUCCAAGCGAGACCAGGCUGCUCUAGAAAAGUAUUUGAAUGUGUCGCAUGAUGCUUCGGAGUCAGGAUAUUCUUUAGAUACCCCAUUAGACGUGAUCUUCUCCUCAAACGCGACCGCUGCUCUCAUUCCUGAGGUUACGAUUGGCCCAUACUGGGUUGCAGGCGAGUUGAUUCGGGCUGAUGUUACCGAUAACGAGCCAGGUGUACCGCUCCACCUUGACAUGCAGUUCAUCGACCUCAACACAUGUGAAGCAGUCCCGAACAUGCUAAUCGACAUCUGGCAUUCCAACGCCACCGGUACCUACAGUGGUGUCGCCAUGAUGGGUCAGGCCGGUCUCAACACCACCUAUUGCCGUGGAAUCCAGACCACCAACGAAGACGGUGUAGUCGAGUUCGACACUGUCUUCCCUGGUCACUACAUAGGCCGAACCCCUCACAUUCAUGUGAUGAGCACCACGAACGCGACUGUGUUACCCAACAACACCUACGUCCUCGACGGCAAGACCAACCACAUCGGCCAACUUUUCUUCGACCAGAGCCUCAUCGACUCCGUCGAGGAGCUCGAGCCCUACAACCUCAACAAGCAGCCCCUGACUCUGAACAUCAACGACGGGAUCGACGCCCAGACAUCUACGGCCGAUUACGAUCCUUUCGUCGACUACAUCCAGCUCGGCGAGAGUCUGCAGGAUGGUCUCCUCUCCUACAUCACCGUCUUCGUAGACACCACCUCCAACCAGACUGCCUACGCCCACCCCGCUGCGCACUACUACGAGGGAGGCGGUGUUGCUUCUCCCGGCGGCGGCUUCCCUGGUGGUCCCGGCUUCCCCCCUGGCGGACCCGGAGGCCCCGGAGGCCCGUUCCCCCCUCCCCCUAACAGCACGCAAGCCGCGUAGGACGUCAUCAAUGAUCGGUGUCUAGAGGAUGGAAGUAGAGAGAGGCAUGUGGUGUAGAAACAGAGUGUGGUUAGGUAGUUGUGUAUAGCCCGCAAAAAUUCGCUGUUACAUAAGGCCGCUGCGGCGAAGUAUGAUAAUAAACGGUCAUUACCGCCGUGUCAAUUACUGUUGUCGUCUUUUUAAGCAAGAUCCUUGAAAUGUGUUGUC